GGUCAACCGCCGGAUAAGGCAAAAGAAGCAUAAGGUUGUCGUUCAAUAGUCGUUUCAACUCAAACGUCGUUAUUUGUGGACCUUAGAACUGAAAUAUACAACACUUUUACGGGAGGCUCAAACAACUAAACAUAUGUUUGGCAGAUACAGAACGUCGAAAACAAGAUCUGUGUUAUUUUUUUUUCGAAAUGAGUGAGUUGUGCCAUCGUGGUUUAAUUAGCCUCUAAAGCUAACGCUAGCUAGUCUAAGAGUGGAAGCUAGCUGCAUUCCCUUCCACAUUCAAACUAAAUAGGACUUUUCUUUUAACUUUCGUGGAAUUACAACCUCACUGCUCUAAUCAGAAAGCAAUGGGCUCUUCAAAAAAGCACAAGGAAAAGAGCCGCGAGAAAGACGCGGAGGAGCGCCGCCGUGAACAUAAGAAACAUCGUCACAGAGACAGAGAUGCUUCAGAUCGGGAUAAAGACAGACGGAAACGCUCCAGAUCAAGAGAAAGAAGCAGACGAGAGAGUCACAGUAAAGCUGAAAGAAGCACCGGAGAACCUCGGGUAAAGAGGGAGAAGGUUGAUGCUGGAUAUGAGGAGAGCAACACGGAUCUACAGCCUCAGAGCGCCAGCGGAGAUGCCUCUCUCAGUAUCGAGGAGACGAACAAACUCCGCGCAAAGCUGGGCCUGAAGCCCCUGGAGCUGAAUGAUGGCAAGAAGGAGCUGGGGACCAAAGAAGAGCCCAUGGUGGCUGAGACCAUCAACCCUGUUCUGAUCCGACAGCAGAAGGAGAUGAGGGAAAAGCUCGCUGCUAUGAAAGAAAAACGCCUGCUUAACCAAAAGCUGGGUAAAGUCAAAGCGAUCGGUGACGAUGAUUGGCUGGAUGACACCGCAGCUUGGGUUGAAAAAAGUAGAAAGAUGGCCAAAGAGAAGGAGAUGGCAGAAAAGAGAGCCAAACUCCUCGAAGAAAUGGAUGAAGAGUUUGGAGUUAGCAGCUUGGUGGAAGAGGAGUUCAUUCAAAGCAAACGAGACUCUUAUUCCUCACAGGAUCUGAAAGGUCUCAAAGUGCAACACAAGGUGGACUCCUUUGCUGAGGGCCAAACUGUUAUCCUUACUCUACAAGACAAAGGCGUGCUGGAAGAGGAGGAAGAUGUGCUCGUAAACGUUGGAAUCGUGGACAAGGAGAAAGCUGAGAAGAAUGUGGAGUUAAAAAAGAAGAAGCCCGACUACAAGCCCUAUGAAGAAGAGGAGAGUGUGGACGAUAUGGUUUCCUUCAAGCCCCAAACGGUGCUCUCAAAGUAUGAUGAAGAAAUCGAAGGGGAGAAGAAAAAGAGCUUCCGGUUGGGUGCGUGGGGCUUUGCAGAUGGGGAGCGAGAACGUGAGCUCCAGGCAAUGAAAGAAUCACUGCGAAAUCAGGCCCAGUCCCUGGAGAUGCCCGCUCUCACCAUUGCCUCUGAAUACUACUCUCCUCAAGAGAUGGUUGGCUUCAAAAAGACGAAGCGCAGAGUCAAGAAAAUCCGUAAGAGGGAGAAGCUCACUAUUGCAGACGAACUUCCGGAUGACACCCGCACCACCGAUUUUGGCUCAAGGGUACGAGGAAGAGGCCACAAACAGGUGGAGGACAAGGAGGAGGAACCAAAGAAAGAAGGAAAAGCUAAAGAUGUCAACAAGCUGCCACAUGAAACUCCCCAAAUGUCAGAUGAUAUCAGGAUGGCAGAGAUGGAUAUAAGCGACGAGGAUGAUUAUGUUCCUCCAGAGCCGACUGUGAUUGAGGAGGAUGAGGCAGAGCAGGAGCUACAAAAACAGCUGGAGAAGCAGAGGAAGCUGAGGCAGAAACAGCUCCUCAAAGACUCUGGAGAGAAGGUGGCAGAGAAACUUAAAGUGCUUGCCAAAGCGAAUGAUGACAAUGACCCUGACAAGAAAAACAACAUUGUCUUCAAUGCCACCUCAGAGUUCUGCAGAACUCUGGGAGAUAUUCCAACUUAUGGACUCUCUGGCAACAGAGAGGACCAGGAGGAUAUUAUUGAUUUUGAGCAAGAAGAAGAGAAAGAUGACGGUGGGGGUUCAGACUCUGAAAUGGAUGAGAAUAUUGGGUGGAGCACAGUUAACCUGGAUGAAGAGCAACAACAGGCCGAUCUCUGCACAGCCUCUGCCACCAUUCUGGACGAGGAGCCCAUCGUCAACUCCGGCCUUGCAGCUGCACUGAAGCUGUGUACAAACAAAGGCCUGUUGGACACUCAGAUGCAGAAGGUAGCUCGUGUCAAAGCACCGAAAGCUGCCCUGCCAAAUGAUAAUUACUGCAUCGAAGACAAAAUGGGCUUUGAUGACAAGUACAGUCGCAGAGAGGAAUACAGAGGGUUCACGCAGGAUUUCAAGGAGAAAGAUGGCUAUAAGCCUGACGUCAAGAUCGAGUAUGUGGACGAGUCCGGGCGGAAACUCACUCCAAAAGAAGCUUUCAGGCAGCUUUCACACAGAUUCCACGGGAAAGGUUCCGGAAAGAUGAAAACAGAGAAGAGGAUGAAAAAGCUAGAGGAAGAGGCGCUGCUAAAGAAGAUGAGCAGCAGCGAUACUCCUCUCGGAACGGUGGCUUUGCUUCAAGAGAAACAGAAAUCUCAGAAAACACCAUACAUUGUGCUUAGUGGGAGUGGGAAGAGCAUGAAUGUAAACAACAUCACAAAAUAAGUUCCUGGGCUGUAAUGUACUAGAUAAACACAGAAAUCAAUGCAGACAUACAAGAUAUCAUUUUAGAUUUUUUUUUUUUCUUGAUUUUUUCCCCCGUGCUAAC
Messenger RNA from Cyprinodon tularosa, 2766 nucleotides. RefSeq names its product spliceosome associated factor 1, recruiter of U4/U6.U5 tri-snRNP (gene sart1). The record is from RefSeq and is a predicted model, not a curated record. NCBI's taxonomy places the organism in Eukaryota, Metazoa, Chordata, Actinopteri, Cyprinodontiformes, Cyprinodontidae. Gene Ontology annotation, biological process: maturation of 5S rRNA; mRNA cis splicing, via spliceosome. The transcript has a single exon. Gene Ontology annotation, cellular component: U4/U6 x U5 tri-snRNP complex. Bases 348 to 2663 code for a protein of 771 amino acids.